AUGGGCGCAAAAGCGAGCACUUCCUUGGACUCUUCCUCCUCCUCGAGCAAGGAAGGCGCGAGUGACAGCGGUGGUCAGAGUGGUGGUGGCGCUUCGUCGUCGAAAGCGACCAAUAAUGAUGCCGCUGGUGUUGUUGGUGUUUCGAAAUCAUCUUCGAAAAGUGCAUCGACGACAUCUUCUUUGCUCUCGAAAGAGGAAAUGCGAUCGGUGCGAGAGUUUUUGGAGGAGGCGAAAGAGGUCGCGAAGACGGCGGCGAAAGCGAGUAAAAACGGCGAUGCGAUGAAAACGCUCGAGAAGCAGUUGAAGACGAUCGAUUCGUACCUGCAAACGAGGACGUAUUUCGCGACGGAUAGGAUGCAGACGGAGGCGGAUGUGGCGAUGUGCAAAGCGUUGAACGGGGUGAAAGAUGGGGUGGUGGAGAAAUACGCGGAGAUUAAGAGGUUCGUGGAGUUGAUGAGGCAGACGAACGCUGCGGGGGGUUUGGCCCCCGCUUUAGAAGAGGGAGGCGACGACGCGGCGGUCGAGGCUUUGGGGAAGCGGGUGGAAAAGAUGGCCGUCGGCGGCGGCGAGCCGGGGAAGAUUUCCAAAGGUCAAGCGAAGAAAGACGCGGCGAAGGCGGCGAAAAAAGCGGCGAAAGAGGCGAAUAAGAGCAACGACGGCGGCGGGAAGAAACCAACGUCCGGCUCGUUUGAGAUUGACUUGAAAGACGCCGAGGAAGGCAAAGUGUGCACGAGAUUUCCGCCGGAACCGUCGGGAUAUUUACACAUCGGUCACGCCAAAGCGGCUUUAUUGAACCAUUACUUCGCGAGGAGGUACAAAGGAACGCUCAUUUUGCGGUUCGAUGAUACGAAUCCAGCCAAGGAGAAGCAAGAUUUCGUCGAUAACAUUUUGAAGGACUGCGCGACGUUGGGAUUGGAUUACGAUAAGUUGACGUAUACCUCGGAUUCGUUUCCACAAAUUUUAAAGUUGGGAGAUACGAUGAUGAAAGAGGGUAAAUUAUACGUGGAUACAACGCCAGUGGACAAAAUGCGCGAAGAGCGCAUGAGUAAGACUGAAUCCGCGUGUCGCACACAAUCGGUGGAGGAAAAUAUGAAACUUUGGGAGGAGAUGAAGAAAGGUUCGGCCGUCGGCGUAGAGUGUUGCGUGCGCAUUAAAAUUAACAUGCAAUCGGACAACGGGUGCAUGAGAGAUCCGGUGUGCUUUAGAUGUAACAUCGAAACCCCGCAUCAUAGAACAGGGGACAAAUACAAGGUGUAUCCGACGUACGAUUUCGCGUGUCCGUUUGUGGACGCCAUUGAAGGCGUCACGCACGCGUUGAGAACGUCCGAGUAUAAAGACCGAGAAGAACAGUACCAGUUUAUUCAAAAGGCACAAGGACAGCGCGAAGUGAACUUGUGGGAUUAUUCGAGAAUGAACUUCACGUAUACGACGUUGAGUAAACGAAAGUUGCAAUGGUUCGUCGAUAACAAACACGCGGCUGAUUGGACCGACCCGAGGUUUCCCACCGUCCAAGGCGUUGUUCGAAGAGGCAUGCGCAUCGAAGCGUUGAAAGAGUUUAUUUUGUCGCAAGGCGCGUCUAAAAACAUGAACACCAUGGAAUGGGACAAAAUUUGGGCGGUGAACAAGAAACUCAUCGCCCCGGAAACGCCCAUGCACGUCGCGGUCAACGACGAAGGACGCGUGAAAGUGAUUUUUGACAACUGCGAGGACGGCGACAAGUGGGUCACCAAACCGAAAAACCCAAAGAAUAAAGAACUCGGUGUUAAUGUUGUUUUGCGAAAGAAAGAAGUUUGGUUAGAACAAGAAGAAGCUUUGAAACUCAAAGAAGGCGAAGAGGCGACGUUUACCAUGUGGGGCAACGCCAUUCCGAAGAAGAUUCACGUGGCGGAAGACGGAAAAACCAUCGAGACGAUCGACGCUACUUUGAACCCAGACGGUGACGUGAAAAGCACAAAAGUAAAAGUGAACUGGCUCCCAGCUUACGACGAGCUCGUUGCCCUCGAAUUACACGAUUUCGGGUACUUGAUAACGAAGAAACAACCGGAAGACGGCGACGAUUUCAAAGACCUCGUGAACUUGGACUCUGACAAAGUGACCAUGUGCCAUGGCGAUUGUAACUUGCGCACAUACCAGUUAGGCCAAAUCGUUGAAUUGAAGAACAAAGGCUUUUACAUCAUCGACAAGAUUGGCGUGGAAGAUAGCACUCCUUACGUGCUUUUCAACGUUCCCGGAACCGGUGGGAAAGUUGCGUAA
Molecule: messenger RNA, 2253 nt
Organism: Bathycoccus prasinos
Lineage: Eukaryota; Viridiplantae; Chlorophyta; Mamiellophyceae; Mamiellales; Bathycoccaceae
Product: glutamyl-tRNA synthetase
Exons: 1
Coding region: 1-2253 (750 amino acids)
Biological process (GO): glutamyl-tRNA aminoacylation; translation
Cellular component (GO): cytoplasm; cytosol; methionyl glutamyl tRNA synthetase complex
Molecular function (GO): glutamate-tRNA ligase activity; ATP binding
Source: RefSeq, a predicted model, not a curated record